Molecule: messenger RNA, 2030 nt
Organism: Helianthus annuus (common sunflower)
Lineage: Eukaryota; Viridiplantae; Streptophyta; Magnoliopsida; Asterales; Asteraceae
Exons: 3
Coding region: 1137-1625 (162 amino acids)
Source: RefSeq, a predicted model, not a curated record
UCUUCAAGUAAUACAUAAUCAUCUUUGUUGUAGUAUUGCACUAUAAAAUCAUACUUAUGAUCCUCACAAACAAAGACUUUCGAUGCUAUACAUAACCAAACUCUUCCAAAAGGCUGAACUUAGAAGUAUUCUAAGUGCCGCACGAGAGUUCAAGAAUAACUCUGUGACAAGUGGUAUCAGAGCCGCAUCGGUUCACUGGGAUGGCAAACAAGAAAAGCAAGAAAGGAGCUACGAGCAAGAAAAUCGUCUCUAGCGAAGAAGAGACACACAGUCAUAACCAGAAUCAGCAAGAUGUUAAAGGCAUGUCUAUGGAUUUGGCCGGAUCCUUAGAUAAAAUGAAGACUAAUGUUGAAGCUUCGGUCACACAACUUGGAAAUCUUAUCAAUCGUUCCUUGGAAAAGAUAGAUGCGUUGGGAACAUUGCGAGAUGAGUUAAGAGGACUCAAUGGGGAUUUCACAACCACUAUCGACGUCAUACGCCUCGAGAUGUAAGCCAUGACCCAUGCGGAAAUCACAAGGCUGCAGAGUGAGGUAGACGAAAAGAUCCAAAACCUUCACAAAAACUUUGCUGAGUUAGAAGCAAAAAUGAAUGACACCAACAAGGCACAACCAGAAGCAUGUCCGGUCCAUGAAAGUAAGGCAUCUCAAUACUUUAAACACACAAAAUACUCCCAAAACACAUGAAAAACAUAACAUCAAAAAGCUCCCGAACAAGGGAAAGAAAAGAUCCACAACCGCAAAAUCAGAAAAGAAGUCGGAAGAAGGACUUCAACUCGUCAACAUGCUGGUAAACGGGAGACCCGUUAAGUCAUGUUGACAUAGGAGCAAGCCAUAACUUCGUCUUAGUAGAUGAAGCAAUAAGACUCGGUGUUCGAGUCACAAAACAAGACGCAAUGAUAAAGACCACCAAUGGACCCGUCCAACCAAUACUUGGGAUGACAUACGGUGUCAAAAUCACAAUCAGCAAAUGGAAAGGUAAGAUCGACCUUUUGGUAGUGCCCAUGAAAGAACACAAUUCCGUGCUUGGCCAUGAUUUCUUCUCAAAAGAAUCGGCCUUUCUUAUUCCAUUUGCAAACAAAUUUUGCAUCAUAGACGGAAACCAUGUUCACAAAAUGAAGACAGAGACAAGUACCACCGAUGGCCCACACCCUCGAUUACGAUAUGCAGGAAGUCGCUAUACCCACAGUCCAAGAAUACGUUGCGUAUUUCAGGUCGAAGACAACACCAGAAGCGCUGAUGAAGAAAGGCCUGGUCAGGAUUUGUAGUGAGGUUGACUCUUUCCUCACCGGAGAACUUCGCCAGAAGAUAAACGAAUGCAAGCGGAGGAGGAUGGAUCGCAGAGAAUUUACCAAGGAAGUGAAGAAGAUGACGAGGGCCAUGGACGUGAUAAAGUGGGGUUUGACUGACACCCCCUUGCCGCUCAGUUUUGAACGGCGGGUUUACCGUCGGAGGCUGGAUAGCCCGCCUGAGUUCACUCGGCAGGUUAGGAGCAGCAGCACUAUCCAUCGCGAAGGCCUUGUUUGGAGGCGGCGAAGAGGACAACAACAACAACAACCGCCCGUUGCUGCAGUGACUGGACCGGACCAGACGAGUUCGCCGUCGUCAGAUUGUGCGCCAUUGGGUUAGCCACAGAUGCCCAGAUUAGCUCUUUGGUGGUUCGGGGGUGGAUUGAACCGCUCUGCAAAUUGCUCUCACAGGGGAAUAGUCGGGAGGUCCUGCUGAUGAGUUUGUGUGCGCUGAAGAACAUGAUGAUUGUGGAUGGAUCAAAGACGCGUGAUGGAAUCGUCCACUCGGGUGUAUAGGACAUAAUAUCAGAGUUGUGUCGUCAUGAAGAUAAAGAGGUCUGUAAGCAGGCCUCUGCCCUCCUAAAAUAUUCUUACACUCUGCAUGCUAAUGGUGGAUAGGCGUCUCUCUGCCCUUUUUUGGCGUUUGGUGAACAGGUUUUUGCUUUUUGAAGUUGUAGUAAUAUAAUGAGUUGUUUUGGGUGACUUUUCUAAAAUAUAAGUAAACAUAUAACAAAUUAUGUUGAAA